CAGAUCGACGUCAGACUCGUGAGGUUUGAUCCGACGACGCCGCUCCUCCCUCUCCUGCGUCUUCUUCUUCUUGUUCCGCCUUUCUCGCUCGAGUCGUUCCCCGAGCCGCCAAGAUGCUGUGUGGAGGAACUCACAAGGUGCAGACGGCCACAGCGGACAUCCAAAAGAUCGCCGACGAGAUGAAGUCGCACGCGGAAGAGAAGACGGGCAAGAAGUUCAGCGUCUUCGAGGCGAAGACCUUCACCACGCAGGUGGUGGCAGGGACCAAUUACUUCAUCAAGGUCCACGUGGGGAACGAGGAGUACAUUCACCUGCGCGUGCACGAGCCUCUGCCGCACACGAACGCGAAGCGCAGCCUGCACAGUGUGGAGCACCCCAAGAAGCUGGGCGACGAGCUGAAGCACUUCGGCUGAGCCGGAAUCGCCAGUGGCCACGCGUGCGUGCUUGUGCGUGCGCGUGUGCUUGCGCGCGCCCGCUCGCUCGCCAGAGCAGAGCACGCAAAAUGCGUUACAACCGACCGCUCGGUUACUGCCACCACCCUUUUACCACGACUCUUGCGAUUGUGUAAAUGACGGCCCAUUCCCCAUUGUUAAUGCACGGUGCAAUCGACGUUCAUUUGUGCUGGCCUCGGUUUAUUUGAUGCGUCAUGAUGCCGUGGCGACAGGGAAGCAGACCAACACUGUGGGUUUCCGCCGGACCGGCUCAAUGUUUUUUGGAUUUUCCGAGAAGACAAACUUAACAAUUUGGACCAAAAUCCUAGUCUGCUAUUUUCUUCCAUGAACCGCCGUCUUUGCAGUUUGAGAAAUUGACUUUUCCUGCUCGCUGCGAAUUGACAGAUUUGGAGAAGUCGAUUGGCAGAAUUCAUCCGAAUGUCCGCGUAUAGAAAUGCAUUGUAGAAAAUUACGGGUAAAAAUGAUACGUAGAACUCGAGUUAUAAAAAUACGAUGAAAAAUAAGAACAGGUUUUAUACCCUUUUUGACAAUAAUACAAGAGGUAUUAAGAUGUUCAAACACCAAAUAGACACCUUUUGCAAGGGACAAAGUCUACAUUAACCACACAUGUGGCAAAACAUGAAUCAAACAUGCUCUGAUAAUAUACGCAUUGUCUUUAAAACUGAUUGGCCUACACCAGAAGACAGCCUUCUUUAUGGCCGUGUCUCACCGCCGGUGUUAAUGCAGAGAACGCCGAAAGGCGAACGGUGCAGAGGCAAUGCGAGUGUCUGAGCAUUUAUAGCUCGGGUAGAGCAGUUUUUACUAAAAAGGUCCCAACACGUUUGAGCAGAACGAUGCAAAUAAAACAUUUCUUGUAGGAGAGCAGGCCUGGUGGUGAAUGACGCGGUCUAUAAAUGGUCUCGCGUGUUUAAGGGAAAAACUCGCGGGCUGAAACUGCAGUAAACGUUGAUUUUGUACGAGAGAUGUAUUAAUUUGUGAGCUUCUGAAGUACAAUCCUGGUGUGUUCGGCUGCGGAUCGUGGGUGUGGGUUUAGCUGAUUGAUCAAUAAAUGGCUUUAAAAAAAAAGCA
Molecule: messenger RNA, 1520 nt
Organism: Lethenteron reissneri (Far Eastern brook lamprey)
Lineage: Eukaryota; Metazoa; Chordata; Hyperoartia; Petromyzontiformes; Petromyzontidae
Product: cystatin-B-like
Cellular component (GO): cytosol
Molecular function (GO): cysteine-type endopeptidase inhibitor activity
Source: RefSeq, a predicted model, not a curated record